Molecule: messenger RNA, 3537 nt
Organism: Poeciliopsis prolifica (blackstripe livebearer)
Lineage: Eukaryota; Metazoa; Chordata; Actinopteri; Cyprinodontiformes; Poeciliidae
Product: homeobox protein Dlx3b-like
Exons: 3
Coding region: 295-1299 (334 amino acids)
Biological process (GO): regulation of transcription by RNA polymerase II; epithelial cell differentiation; embryo development
Molecular function (GO): DNA-binding transcription factor activity, RNA polymerase II-specific; RNA polymerase II cis-regulatory region sequence-specific DNA binding
Source: RefSeq, a predicted model, not a curated record
ACAGUGAACACGGUCUUGGCUUUAGGGCACAGGCUCGGGAGCCAAUGAGAAGCAGACAUCCACUCCUCUCUGUCCUGCCUGGCUUGGCUCGGCUCGGCGCGCCCUGUAAUUAGGAGCUCUUGCUGGGUUGGGCGCCGCCCGCCACGGUGGACAGCCUGGCUGGCUGCUGCGUCAAGGGAGUUUGGGAACGCCAGCUCCACACUGACUGAGGGCAGCAGGAGUUUAGAGCGAACCGAGCCAACUAAAAAAAAAAAAAAAAAAAAAAAAAAAUCGACUUUCUUUUUAAAAAAUAAAAUGAACGGUCAAUCGUCACCUGUCUUUGAGGAGAAGAAACCGUCUCUGCCCGGCGUGGCGGGGAGCUCCAUCUCCACCAGGGACUCCCCCGCGACCCUGCCGGAGUCCUCCGCCGCCGACGCGGGCUUCUACGGCGGCCAGAGCGCGCUGCACGACCCGCAGGACUUUUACGCAGCGCAGCAGCCGUACGGAGCUGCGCACAUGAACCCGUACACCUACCACCACCACUACAACCUGAACGGCAUGGCGCCCGGCGGCGCGUACGCGGUGGGCAAGGCGGAAUACCCGUACCCGCACGCGGCGUACAGGGAGCACGGAGCCUUCGGCAGGGACGCGCAGGCGGCGCUGCAAGAAGGUGUGAAAGAGGAACCGGAUCUGGAAGUCCGGAUGGUCAACGGGAAACCCAAGAAGGUCCGCAAGCCGCGGACCAUCUACUCCAGCUACCAGCUGGCCGUGCUGCAGAGGAGAUUCCAGUCGGCCCAGUACCUGGCCCUGCCGGAGCGGGCUGAGCUGGCCGCGCAACUGGGCCUCACCCAAACGCAGGUCAAGAUCUGGUUUCAGAAUCGACGCUCUAAAUUUAAGAAGCUCUACAAGAACGGCGAGUUUCCGCUCGGCGACAUGCCCUGUGAACAUAGCCCCGACGCCAGCGACUCCAUGGCCUGCAACUCUCCCCCGUCCCCGGCCGUGUGGGACAACGCCUCUGGCAACAGCAGCAACAACAACAACAACACCAGCAACACAAACAGCAGCAGCAACGGCAUGAGCAGCAUCGGCGACACAAACGCCGGCGGCCUCAAGAACAGCGCAAUGCUAGAUCCCGCCAGCAGGGGUCAGGGUCCGUAUCAGCCCCCAAUCAGCUCCUCUCCCGCUUACAUGGAGGACUUUACGCAGCACAACUGGUACCAGCAGCAGGGGGCGCAGUUAGGCUUGGCGCAGUCAGGUCAGAUACACCACACACCGCCGACGGCGCCAUCAGACGCACAGAGUAUGCGCGCCAUCUACUGAGCCACCGAUCUGGAUGCUCAACACCAUUGGUGCUGAAAAACCAGACCUUUUGUUUGUUUGUUUUUCUCCUCGAGAGGAAUUUCAGCGUUGCUGUAACCCCAAAUGACCUGACGGAGAACAGACUCGAGCAACGACUGGUAGAAACUACAAAUAUAUGAAUAUUUCCUCUGUUUCUCCCAAGCCGGACUGAUAUUUUUGUGGGAGAUCACAUGGAUUGAAGUGUUUUUGCACUGCCUAGUCUGAUAAUAUUUUGUAAAGUAAUUUUUUUAAACAUCUUUUUAUUUUAUUUUAUUUUGUUUCUAUUUGAAUUUUCUCCGUAUUUAACGUAAAAAAAACAACAACUUUUAAUUAUUUGGUCAUUCCAAUAAAUUAUGUUCUGGAUUUGUCUGUCUGUUCCCUACUGAAACGACGUGCUACUGAAACUCACUGCUGGACUUUACCAAACAUAAAGACUAUCAAGGUAAACCUUUUCAUUUCUAUCGGUAUUUAAAAAAAAAAACUUAGUACAGAUUGAUGGACUCAUCUUUGUGUUAAACUGACUAAGACUCAAACUAAGAUUUCCUUAUUUAUUUCUCAUAUAUAUUCUCCUGUAUAGAAACACUGCAAUCAAAUGUAAGUACUGUCACAAUAUUAAAACCUUGUGUAUUUAGGGAAAAAAGAGUCUCAGCUUCCAACUGAGAUGGUAGCUCUGUUUCCAAAUGUCAAGCAAAUUUCGAGCAAACUUUUCAUACGAAGAUGAAGAAGGAAGAAAAGAGAGUUCAUUUACUGGUUUGGUGUGAAUCAAAGAGUGUUGAUGCUGAACACGGCUGCAGACCAGCAUGGACCGGACACAUCAGAAAAACGGGGAGAGAGUCCUCCCAUCUGCACUGGAGGUUUGGACUGGGAGAGUUUGUUACAUUGGAGCUUAUUCUGCAAAUGUGUCUCCGUCUCCCUCUGAGCGCGUUUACUCUUUCUGCCUAAAACCGACUCAAACCAGCCAAAAUAACCCGAGGAAGUUAUUUUGAACUUCGCCGUUUCCAUCCACCGUUUGUGGAGUGGUACUUCAAAAAGUGGCAUUAAAAAUCCUUCAUGGAAAACCGUCUACUUACUCAAUUACUUGUAUUUGCUUCAAAGUUGAAUAAGAGGUAGACAGGAAAACGACUACAACAAAAACCCCACCAGCAACAACUCGGGGAGGGGUUCCUGUACUCAUGGCUCCUCUGUUGUUUAGUGCUUGAACAUUGACCAGCACUGAUCCACCCAGUCUUUUCAUAUUGGUGAACGUUCACAACAGCAGCUUACUUUAGCAAUGAAGCUCAUUUUUAGCAUCAGAACUCUGGGUUCCAAUCGAUGGGCAGACUUUGGAAGGCCCUGUUUGAAUUUCUUCAGAAAUGUUCUAGUUCCUUCUGUAAUCCUGAGCCUUACAUUACACUAUUAACACUGCAGGGAGAAAAAGAUCUUUUCUAACAAUGUUUUUGGGCAUAAAGUUAAUUAUGUCCUCCAACUCAGUCCUGCUGGUGGUGACAGCCAGGCGCAGAGGGAACGGGACUCAGUGACAACACCAAAACUGUAAUCCUAAUGGACGAUUUGUUCACUCAAAGCCUCAUUAUAACAGAAUAGAAAUCAUUCAUGCGUAUCAGAAAUGUCUUUUUCUGAGUCGAAGUUCAUUUCUUUUCGAAGCCGUCAUGACAUUUGGAAUUUGUCCUCAUCUGCGCCGGCAGUGCAGCCCUUCAGGGGAACUUUAAAUUCACUCACCUGACACCUCGCCUGGUGCUCCUCAUGUCACCGUCUCUGUUUCUCUGCCUCUCCAUUCACUCUGUGCUCUUCACUUCUCUCACUGAGAGCAAAUCUUAUCACAAGCGGUUUGAUGUUCAAGCAAAAGGGGCUGCGAAGUUUUCCAACAGCCACCCAGACUUCCCACCUUCGGGAAAAACAUUAAUUGUCUCAAGAAAAUUCUUCACAACGGACACAAACAGGAGAGAACUGAAGGGUGAAGCAAACUCUUCCCACCUGCAACUGUGGAGACGCUCCUGUUAGCGUGAGGAUGACAUGUCGUGUCUUUAUUAUUUAAACAGACUUAUAAACUACUUGUCUUAAAUUAAGUCAUCUUGACUGAAUUCCUAAACAAAACAGGGAGCAUGAAGACAACUGCUUUCUGUGGUUCAACCGUAAUUUGUCCCAAAGACUCUAUGGUAACCUGUACCAGACAUACUGUAAUGUGUUUCAUGUAAAUACGAUGUGAAUAAAUGAAAUAAGGAA